Mya arenaria is the source of this 2574-nucleotide messenger RNA. RefSeq lists its product as uncharacterized. The coding region runs from base 3 to 2207 and encodes 734 amino acids. Lineage: Eukaryota; Metazoa; Mollusca; Bivalvia; Myida; Myidae. The record is from RefSeq and is a predicted model, not a curated record. The transcript is spliced from 16 exons.
AGAUGAUCGAAGUUCAAAGGAUUAUAUGGUGUCUACUUUUUACCGCUGUGUCAGAGGUAGAGCCCUCUCAUUUCAGGGGUGCAAUUAUCACGUGGAAGCCAGGAGAAAAUGAGAAUGAGGUUAUCAUCGAUUUCCGUAUAUCAUGGCGUAUGUCUGAUAACCGAGCGUUCAAGUGUGAUGAUGACGUCAUUGCUAAUGGUACAAUCAUUGGUGGAGGCGAUAUUGUGUGUGACGGCAACUGUUAUGGUAUAAUUGGCCAACUUUUCUACAGAUGUACUGAUUACAGCAUAAGUGAAGACUGGUCGUCUGGCAGAGGAAGAAUCACAGAGACCAUUAAUCCAUUGGAUAUUUUUAAACCAAUCAGAUUUGUCUUUACUGGGAACGCUUGGAUUUCUACCCUGAACAAUGGUGGGGGUGAUUGGAAUUUAAGAGUCACAGCUUUCCUGAUUGCGAGGAACGAUACAAACACCAUCAAUUCCUCGCCGACAGCCGAAAUAGCCCCUAUAGUGAGGCUGCAGUCUGGAUGUAAUCACACCAUUACUGUUCCAGUUGGAGAUAUAGACGGCGACAUUGUACGAUGUAGAUGGGCAGACACUCCAGAGGAAUGCGGUGGAGUUUGCAACGGUCUACCAAAUGCGGAAUUAGAUAACGUAACAUGCUCGAUAACUUACAGUACAAUUUAUGAGACGGGCUGGUAUGCUGUUGCAAUACAAGUUGAGGACUUUGCAACCUUCUCUUCGGUGAAUGCGCUCAGCAGUAUUCCCGUACAAUUCCUGGUUUUUGUCUACACAGCAAACGAAAACGAAACAUGUGGGCAGUAUAUGGUGUUCAUAAAUCCAACACCACCGGACGAUGCGUGUAUAGGUAUUCCAAAGGGACAUGUGUACAGCUCCGCUAUUGCAGUCAAAAUGGCACAUUCGGACAGAAGCAUAAGUGAAAUUAAAACAACGUCUCCACUUGGAAUGACAAAAUCACGUUUGUACCAGAUUUCGCCUUCCGAAUGGGCUGUAAAUAUCACAUAUUCACCAACCAAUGAGAGUGGCGUUUCAAAUGUCUUCUGUUUUAACGCGAAAGAAUCAUCAGGGUUGGAGGGCCCCAAAAGAUGUGUCACUCUUUUGACUGGAGUCACCCCUCCUGCAAUUGUUGAAGGAUCACAAUCACCUACAAGCGCGGUUAACCCAGAUCAGAGAACAUGGUCGCUUGUUUUGAAUUCUACGGAGUUUACCCGCGGCACUCGUCAAUCGUUCAUCAAUUUGUUUAGUGACAACAAUACCCUCAUGGAAAGUAUUCCUGCCUCCAAUAGAGAGAGGGUUUUCCUCGACCAGAAUAACAGAACUCUCACGUUCUUCACCACAACUAGUUUAAUGGAAAAACAAACCUACUACUUCACCUUUGAUUUUGGUAUUGUAAAAGGAGUGACUCACUGUGGGGCAGAAUCCCCAGCCAUUGACAAUCAUUCCUUCUGGAGAAUAACAAUACGUGAUAUCACGCCUCCGAGGAUAAUAUUGAAUUCACCAUCUGUAUCAAACUCGACUGGAUAUGUACUGUGGAAUAUAAACGAAGAAGUUUUGUCUGUGAUCUGCAAACUAACACGACCAAAUGUGUCAAUAGAAACAGUGUUCCCAUGUCAAAGUCCAUGGGAAGAACAUAUGCUUGACGAGGGUGUGUAUAUUUUCUCCAUGACUGCAACAGAUUUAGAGGGUAACUCUGCAACAGAGAAACAUGCUUGGACUGUCGAUACAACACCACCGGUUUUAACCAUGCAGAGGACUCCACCAACGAUCAGUAAUUCGACUAGGGCAAAUUUUCAGUGGACCUGCACGUAUCCCUGCACCGUUGCCUGCAAUGUUAUGACAGAUAAUCAGACGUAUCAGGUGAACUGCAAUAUUCAAGGAGUAGUUUGGAGGUUACCGUCCAUGGAUUCAAAUGUCACUUACAUUCUCGACAUAUCUGCAAUGGACACUGUUGGCAAUGAGAUUCGAGUACAAUACAGCUGGAUAACAGAUUUCGGGAAACCAAAUAUCACUUUUUGUGAUAAAGAGAGAAGCUCUAAAAGAUUAGCUGAUGUGUUACACAACGGUGACAUGGACAAACAACAUAAUUAUACAGUAUCAAGGGCAGUCAACAUUCCAGAAUUUAUAACCGGAGAUUAUUUCAUCCUUGUUGAAACGGACGUAUUCGACAAAGUGUACGAAUUUUUAGAAUAGGACAAUAAUAUUAGUCCAUCGCAGAAUUCGCUAUAUAUCGCUUUAACACCACCUCCCGAUCUCAAAAUUACUUCGAUUUUAACACCACCUGUUUGGACGACCGAUGAUACCGUCACUUUAUCGUGGACAGUUAAAAACAUUGGAAGCGAAACACCCCGUUCACAGAUAUAUUGGACUGAUCUGUUGGUAUUGACAUCCGGAAGUAAUGAAAUAAUUGCGAGUCUGUUGAGGUUCCAUUUCGGUGGUUUGUCAGUGGACGAAACGUAUACUUCAACCGUAACGUUUUACGUUGUACCAGCGCUUCCAACUGACAAGUAUACACUGCACGUUACAACGGAUAUCAGAAACGAACUUUUCGAAUAUUCAA